Messenger RNA from Durusdinium trenchii, 944 nucleotides. Lineage: Eukaryota; Dinophyceae; Suessiales; Symbiodiniaceae. The record is from the annotation of a GenBank genome assembly.
CUUCUUUGCCCCAUCUCGAAGGUGUUUUUUCUUCGCCAUGUCUCAGCCCGCGUCACAGCAAGCCCUCUAUGGCUAUGAGGAGGCAGCCGCUAGUGCGCCCCCUCCCGAGCAGCCAAACUUGCCCCAGGCCACUCCACAUGCUCCCCUCAUCCCCAUCGGCCGGGCGGUGUCAUCGCACAGAAGUUGCGUGGCCAAGGCCUUGUGCGCCCAUCUCACAUCCAUCGCGGUGGCCAACGUGAUUGUGUGGACCAUUUACUUCUUGGUCUGGAACAGCAGUUAUCCCUGGCCCAUGUGGGUGACCUUUGGCACCUUGCUCUCGGUGGCGGGUCACGCGGUGAACGUCCUGCCCUGGACGCAGAGUGCCACGCCUCGUGGUCCUGCCAGAUGUCCGAGGUGGCUACAGACCGUCCUCGGCAACAUCGUCCUUGUGAACGUUAGUGUUUGGGUCGUGUACUUCUUCACCAGUUGCGCCUUUCACUGCGGCUACUACUGGCCGCCGGGAACCCGUUGCAACACCUUGCACUGCGGCUACGUUUGGCCGGUUUGGGUGAGCGUGCCCAGCUGCUUUGCAGCCCUGGUGGUGUCCGCCGUGGCCAGGGCCUGUCACAAGCCAGAGGUUGGCAUUUCGCGUGGAGUGCCCUGACCGAAUUGGAGUCGCCACGGACCCACCAACCUCAUCGGCCGAUGGAGCUUGGUGGGGUGGCUGAAGCUGUGAACGUUGGCUCAAUGGGCCCUCCUCUUUUGAGGCCAACUCCCUCGUUCCUUCGGCCUUUGAGCCGCGGGUGAGGAAUGGCCGGUCUCGCCGGUGCGGCGUGGGGAGUGCAGUGUUUCUCACCGGUGGAGUGUACAGAGUCUCCACGUGUGGUUGAGACCAAAAAGGACCGCGACCGGCGCCCAGGUGGCUUCCGCUGGGCCUUUCUUUGGAGGGUGAAGGUUUAUGAACA